This is a messenger RNA of Linderina pennispora, 696 nucleotides long. RefSeq names its product aquaporin-like protein. The annotation marks the transcript as partial. Gene Ontology annotation, biological process: glycerol transmembrane transport; water transport. Lineage: Eukaryota; Fungi; Kickxellomycota; Kickxellomycetes; Kickxellales; Kickxellaceae. Gene Ontology annotation, molecular function: glycerol channel activity; water channel activity. Gene Ontology annotation, cellular component: plasma membrane. The transcript has a single exon. The record is from RefSeq and is a predicted model, not a curated record.
GUUGGGGAGUUCUUCGCCAUGUUUGUGUUCGUGUUUAUCGGAUGCUGCAUCACGGCACAGGCUAUAUUCCGGAUGCCCCAUAGUGAGGGGAGCAUGGACAUUACUAUAUGCUUCGGAUGGGGCUGCGCCCUUGUCUUGGCUGUGGCUAUUGGCGCGGGCACAUCGGGUGCUCACCUCAAUCCCGCUAUCACCAUCGGCAAAGCUGUAUUCGGCCAUUAUCCGUGGAAACGCGUCCCCAGCAUGGUAUUCGCCCAGACGCUAGGGUCAUUCAUUGGUGCUCUAUUCACCUGGCUCUAUUACUACCCAAUGUGGGACUUGGUUAACCCAGGCCAUCGCCAGAGCGUUGGCAAAGCACCGACAGCAGAGAUCUUCGUCAUCCAGCCAUCCAAGUCGGGGAUAUAUACUAACACAAACCUGUUCUUCAACGAGGCGAUGAUGACAUUCUGCAUGCUGUUUGCUGUGCAUUUCGUUGCUGACAAGCGCAUGACAAUGUCCGCUACCACUGCCCCGGUCCUACUUGGGCUAAUGCUGACUGCUAUUUUGUUGGCUGGUAGCCAGGUUAGCGCCAUCGGGAUCAACUCGGCGCGCGACUUUGGCCCCCGCCUGUUCAUUGUGAUGGCUGGCUGGCAUGAUACGUUCAAGGUCUACAACUACUACUUCUAUGUCCCACUCAUCUCGCCGAUUGUCGGUGGUAUU